Aricia agestis (brown argus) is the source of this 594-nucleotide messenger RNA. RefSeq lists its product as uncharacterized. The record is from RefSeq and is a predicted model, not a curated record. The coding region runs from base 34 to 594 and encodes 186 amino acids. Lineage: Eukaryota; Metazoa; Arthropoda; Insecta; Lepidoptera; Lycaenidae. The transcript has a single exon.
UUCAGCUCUGUCACCAGAAACACAUCUGACGCCAUGCUGCGCGUGUGCUCACUGUUCAUACUCCUCAAGCUCACAUCAUCUCAAUACACUACCGAAGAAAUACAGUUCUUAAAUCAGCUGCCUAUUGAUAAGCUGCUCCAACUGAAGAAUUCUUUGAAACAUGUGGCAUACGAUAAUACGACAAUAUCGACCCCAGAAUACUCGGAGUUCGGUGCGCAGGCGCUGACCAUGAAAUCACCGAUACGAAGAGGAGAUUACGAGGAUAGUGAUGUGAAAAAGGGUGACUACGGCAAGCUGAGCAAUAUAUUUUCCAUGUCGGUGACAACACUAGCGUUCUUAGCAUUUGGAGGCUAUCUGCUCUGUCUCAUAGUGCAUGCAGUGAAGUCCAAUCAAACCACAAUGACGGUGCCGACCACACAGUCAACCCUCUUCUUCAACGCCGGGAUAAAAAGACCCCAAACUCAGUUUGCGACAUACGGAAGAAAGAAGAGGGACGAACGCAGUACUGACAUUAUUAUUCCUCCAGAGCAACUGUUUUCUUCUUUGACCCAUCUAUGUGAGGGCUAUGUCAAAUGGAGUAAGCAUAAUCAUUAA